Carya illinoinensis is the source of this 1449-nucleotide messenger RNA. Its product is annotated as transcription factor BIM2-like. Gene Ontology annotation, molecular function: protein dimerization activity; DNA-binding transcription factor activity. The coding region runs from base 117 to 1148 and encodes 343 amino acids. NCBI's taxonomy places the organism in Eukaryota, Viridiplantae, Streptophyta, Magnoliopsida, Fagales, Juglandaceae. Gene Ontology annotation, biological process: DNA-templated transcription. The record is from RefSeq and is a predicted model, not a curated record. The transcript has 8 exons.
ACGAUUGCUCAAACAAUUCUCAAAAUUACAACCUAACCGACAACGCGCACGUUAGCAUCGACCCCUACUAGGGCUUAUUUGUCUUCCCUGUGUCCACGUGGGUACAAGUCGCAGAGAUGGUGAAGCCAGCAAAGAGCCACGACCACGACGACGAGUUCGAUGAUGACGACGACGAAGACGACGUUGCCAGAAACAGCUCCUGUUCUCGGAUCGCGAGAGGGGAUGGGAAGAGCAGGGAUCAGAGGACAAUGGCGCAUCGGUCGAAGCACUCGGAGACCGAGCAGAGGAGGAGGAGCAAGAUUAACGAGAGAUUUCAGAUUUUGAGAGAUAUCUUACCGCGGAAUGAUCAAAAAAGAGAUAAGGCUUCAUUCUUGUUGGAGGUUAUAGAAUACAUUCACCAUUUACAGGAUAAGUUAAAUAUGUAUGAAGGACAAUACAGCGGGUGGAGUUCAGAACCAAAAAAAUUGAUACCUUGGAGAAAUAAUCGUGGGCCUGCAGAAAGUUUUGUGGAUCAUUCACAAGUUAUAAAGAAUGGUUUUGGCUUUGAGAAUAAUACCGUCCACCCAGCUUUACUUACAAAUGCACAGAACUCACCAGAAUCUGAAUUGGGUACAACUGCGGUUUACAAGGCACUUGAUAACCCCACUGGGUCAGCUACACCAGUUGCUCCUUCGAAUGUGCAAAUGAAGCUAAACAUGUUUGAUCCUGUUGUUAGGGGGGGUCUGCCUACCCAGCCCCUACAGGAAUCUGUUUCUGAUGCUGAAAAUAUGUCCUACCAGCCCCAAUCCCAGUGGUGGCAUGCUAGACCUUAUCCAACCGAGUCUGAUGUUCAAAAUAGUACACUGAAUGAACAGGAACUGGCUGUUGAUGGUGGAUCAGUUAGCAUCUCAAAUUCAUAUUCUGAAGAGAUUCUGAAUUCACUGACCCAAGCGCUGCAAUCUUCCGGAGUUGAUUUGUCACAAGCCUGCAUCUCAGUGCAGAUUAAUGCUGGUAAACCUACAAAUAGCAGACUGAAUGGUGUAGCAUCUAAUUCAAAGGAUGAUGAGACAGAGUCUUUGAACGAUCAAGUUACGGGGCAUGCUGUAGUUGGCAGCUGCCUUAAUGAGUCUGGAUUAGCUCAGAAGAGGCUAAGAACGGAAGAAAGCUAGUGAGCGGCACUUCUCUUUUUUGGUGGAUUUCUCGACAUGGGAGUCGGACAUGUAAUGUUGAAUCAUGUGAAUAUUUGAUCAGGUAUCCCAUCCUACUGGUGUGGAACGUUUGUCUUUGUGAAAUAUUUGGGGUGAUCCGUGUUAUGUAGAGUAAUGUAAAAAGAAUAUGUUUUAGGAUAGCAUGUAGUUGAGAAAACAAUCAAGAGAAAAUGAUGGGCAUCCGGAUUAUGUGGUGUAGAAUGUUUGUAGCAUAAAUAUAUGCAAUAUACAACCCAGACAAGGCUGGUGAUCAUCUGCAGAA